CUGAACGACUUUUUCUUGACUGCCAUGAAAAAUUUGAAUAUGUAAGUUAUGAAUAUAUACCUGUAACUUCUGGACUUUAAUCUAACAGCAGUCCAUGUUUUUCCUUCAUACUAUAAAGAAAAAAUUUUUGGCUGGCUCGCUCGCAAUAUGUAUUUCAAUGACAACAGCCAAAACUUUGAAUAAUUCAAUGGACCAGUCACCUGGAAAUAAGUUAAAUUGUAUGACUCGAGAAUGUGUUAUGGAUAAUUUGGAAUUCGAAUUCAAUUUGAUGUCUAAUAUGAAUAUGAGCGUCGAUCCCUGCGAUAAUUUUUAUGAAUUCGCUUGUGGAAAUUUUGAUAACUUUCCAGCUGAUUAUGCAGAAUUUGUUCAACAUGACUUUGAUUACCCACCGAGCACCAUGUAUAAUAAAAUUUUCGAUUCAAUAAAAAAAUUUGAACCAAGGGAUUUACCAAAGCAAUUUCAUUUCCUGAGAGACUUCAUGAUUUCUUGUGAAAAAGUGAAUUCUAAAAUCAACGAUAGCUAUUCUGGUAUCAAAGCAGACAAACUAGAUGAUUUAACAGAAAUAAUAUCUGAAUUAGGCGAGUGGCCCGUUAUCAAAGGCUCUAAAUGGAACAGCUCUAAUUUUGAUUGGAUAAGUUUCAAUAACAAAGCAAGAAAUCUUGGCGCCGCUAAAUACUUAUUUCUUUAUUUAUAUAUUAAACUACAUAACGGAAGUAAGAAAUAUUUUUUGUAUCCACAAGAAUUUGAAUUUUCGUAUGAAAAUAUAAAGAAUCUCCAGAAUAAUAUCACAAUCAAUGCUUAUUAUAAGUAUAUGGUCGAUGUUGCUAAACUUCUUGGUGCGAAUGAAACACAAGCAAAAAUAGAACUCAUGGAAUCAUUUCAAUUUGAACUCAAACUUAUCAAUAUAAGCAAUAACAACGAUAUAGCAUUAAAUUAUGUAGAUGACGCCCGCAAAAUGUCGCUGAAGGAAAUAAAAGAAAAGUGGCCAGGAAUCAAAUGGGAUGAAUUGAUCACUAUGACAAUUGAAUCGCAAGAAAAAUUUUUCAACCCAAAUGAAACGCUGAUUUUCAUUGAAAUUCAUCAUUACAUAAAUGAACUGGAAAAAUUAAUGAAAGAAACUCCUAAAAGAGUCCAAGCCAAUUACGCUGUAUGGAAGAGAAUUCAAUCUUUUAUUCCAAUGGUCGAAUCUGUUACUCUAUCUAAGCUUCACAUAGCUUAUUCUAAAAUAAGAAACCCAUCAGCUGUCUUUGGCAAUAUUGAUUGCUUCGACAAUCUUAAAAUUCUGUUACCAGAACUCAUGUAUUUUUACUAUGUACAUCACUUCUCAAUCGACAAACGGGCCAAAACUCAUGCAGAUCAAUGGACUUUCGACAUAAAAAACAAAUUUUUAGAUAUUUUGAGUAACACGUAUGCGUCGGAUGUUAGAACCAAAAAUAAACUAACCGCAGAGAUUAAUUCUUUAAGGUUUAUCAUUGGAUAUCUCGACGAAGUCUUUGAUGAUAAAAUAUUAGAUGCAUAUUAUCAAGGCCUUAAAAUAACUCCUGACAGUUAUUUAAAGAAUCGCUUGAACGUAAAUUCAUUCAAUCGCAAAAAAGUUUCAGAAGUGUUGAAGAAGCCACUAAAUUUGAUUAAUUGGAUGAAUAUUUUCAAACUAUUAGACCCGUUUGAAGUCGACGGUUCCAACUUGGAUUUAUUUAAUAUUAUUGUUAUAGGUAUUGAAAGAUUGAGAAAUUUGUCCUUCAGUAUCAAUCGUCCAGAUUACAUUAAUUUAGGGACGCUUGGAGUAACUAUUGGACACGAAAUGGGGCAUACUAUUUAUGCUUCUUACGAUGUUGCUGAUGAGUUCGGAAUGAAAGACAACGGAUGGAGUGUAUUGGCAGAUGAACAAUUCGAGCAAACAGAAGAUUGUUUAAUAGAACAAUUCUCGAAUUAUUUUACUGAAGCAACUGGAGAAGAACUAGACGGUUCAAUCUAUUUGAAAGAAAAUAUUGCCGACAAUAUUGGUAUACAAGUUGCUUAUUCGGUCUACCAAGACUGGGUCAAAAAGUAUGGACCCGAUGCACCUUUUUCUAACUUGCCUUAUAAUUCAAAUCAGUUGUUUUGGCUAUCAUAUGCAACUCGAUGGUGCAGACCAAAGUCAUUUUUGCAGCAAAUAGAUUUGACCGAUGAGCAUCCUCCAGAAGAUAAACGUGUCAUUGGAGUACUUUCAAACAGCCCAGAUUUUUCAAAAGAUUUCAAUUGUCCCCUAGGCUCUACCAUGAAUCCUGAUAAUAAAUGUAGUAUUUUAAUAAAAAUAUUCAAUUAUUUUUAUUAACUCUGCAGGAAAUUUCCGAUUCAUUUCAACAAAUAAUCAAAUCAUUAAACUAUCUACUCUAUUCCUCUUACUUCGAUUCCAUCAUAAAUUAUAAAAAAUAUAACAGAUGGAAAAGCCAAAUAUUUUGCCUUCCAAAAAUUAAGUCAAGGAAAUGAAAUUACUAAUACAAAAAAAAACUAUUUACUAUAAUUAAU
Microplitis mediator is the source of this 2508-nucleotide messenger RNA. RefSeq names its product neprilysin-2-like. The transcript has 7 exons. Bases 95 to 2314 code for a protein of 739 amino acids. NCBI's taxonomy places the organism in Eukaryota, Metazoa, Arthropoda, Insecta, Hymenoptera, Braconidae. Gene Ontology annotation, molecular function: metalloendopeptidase activity. Gene Ontology annotation, biological process: protein processing. The record is from RefSeq and is a predicted model, not a curated record. Gene Ontology annotation, cellular component: plasma membrane.